UGGACGCCCACGGCAGACAGCGUGACUGUAGAAAGGUGGAGGGCUCCCCCACCGUCAGGUCUCACCUGCAUCCCGGAGGCCGGAUGCUCAGCAUUCCUGAUUCCUGCCCACGGGCAGCCAGAGCCCUCUCUUACAAGUUCAGGGAUCUGACUGUGGAAGAGCUGAAGAAUGUGAACAUGUUUUUCCCGCACUUCAGAUAUUCCAUGGACACCUACGUUUUCAAAGACACUUCCCAGAAAGACCUGCUGAACUUCACUGGUACAAUUCCUGUGAUGUAUCAGGGUAAUACGUACAACAUACCUAUUCGCUUCUGGAUUUUGGAUUCUCACCCUUUUGCUCCACCCAUUUGCUUCUUGAAGCCAACUGCAAACAUGGAAAUCUCAGUUGGAAAACAUGUGGAUGCCAAAGGCAGAAUAUACUUGCCCUAUCUCCAAAACUGGAGCCAUCCUAAAUCUGUCAUUGUUGGAUUAAUUAAAGAAAUGAUCGCCAAGUUUCAGGAGGAACUUCCUCUUUAUUCAGUGCCAUCAUCCAAUGAAGCGCAGCAGGUCGACUUGCUAGCCUAUAUUGCAAGAAUCACUGAAGGUGUCUCAGACAUAAAUUCAAGGGGCUGGACAAAUCAUGAGACUAAAAUACCGAAUAAAAUUACUGUGGUCGGAAGUGGAGAUUUGGGUAUUGCCUGCACAAUGGCAAUUUCAGCAAAGGGCAUUACAGACAAGUUGCUUCUUUUAGACCUCUCCGAUGGGACUAACCAAGGAACGAUGGACCUUGAUAUCUUCAACCUGCCUAACGUAGAGAUCAGCAAAGAUUUGUCUGCCUCUGCUCAUUCCAAGGUGGUGAUCUUCACAGCCAACUCUUUGGGUGGUUCUGAAUCCUACCUUCAUGCCGUGCAAAACAAUGUGGACAUGUUCAGAGCUCUUGUCCCAGCUCUGGGAUAUUACAGUCAACAUGCUGUCUUGCUUGUUGCAUCUCAACCAGUGGAAAUCAUGAGCUAUGUGACAUGGAAACUGAGCACAUUUCCUGCAAAUAGAGUGAUUGGGACUGGAUGCAAUCUGGAUUCACAGAGAUUACAAUACAUUAUUAUGAAUGUUUUGAAGGCACAGACUCCAGGCAAAGAAGUAUGGGUUAUUGGUGAACAGGGAGAAAACAAAGUGUGCUCAUGGAGUGGCGGAGACGGGGUAAUGAGUCAUAGCUCUCUGGCACAGCUGUCCGGCAGAGCCAUGGAACUGUUGAGGGUAAAAGGUCAGAGAUCUUGGUCUGUUGGACUGUCUGUGGCUGACCUGGUGGAUACUAUUGUAAACAAUAAAAAGAAAGUGCAUUCUGUAUCAACCCUAGCAAAGGGAUGUUAUGGUUUAGAUAAUGAAGUGUUCUUAAGUUUGCCGUGCAUCCUGGGAACCAGUGGAGUAUCUGAAGUCAUCAAAAGCACAGCAGGAGAAGACACAAUGACUGAGACACUCCAAAACAGUGGUUCUUCAAUCCACAGUCUCCAGCAACAGCUGAAACUCUGAUGCCCGAGAGCAGUCACCUCAAGGGGGAAGCUUAUUUAAUUUUGCCAGCACACACAGUUUUGGCAACUUCCACAACUUGGUAUUUCACAAACAGCCCUUAUAGUAGAUGACGUCUUAGCUUUAUAAUUUGAGAACGGGAGAGGAUCUGAUUUCCUUGGGAGUUUUGACACACCUGAACUGUUGUUUAGAGCUGCCACUUUAGAUCGCACGUCCUAACCAGCACACCUAGCACUUUAGAGAUGUUCUGAAAUACGUGCACGCCUGAAAGAUUCUCACUGGACACUCAUUCUGAGCAUGGUAAGCUGAAGGUAGGAUGGGCACAGAGCCUGUGGCAGGUGUACAUUCAGAGACUCCUAGCUUCACGGAUGUAUUUGCUUCUUCUGCAACAUCCCACUGAUGGUAAUGGCUAAGCGUUUGAUUUUCCUUCUUCAAGUUCACUUACAUUAGAAAGGAUUUUAGUAUGCAUUUAAAUUGGUUAAAUGGAAUUUUAAAUAUAUGAAAAAUAAUAUAUGAUUUAAUUUCUAAUGACACUUCCUUUCUGAAAAUUUCUAGAAUAACCUCUUCUUGGGCUAAAAGAUCUCAACUGUAUCUUAAAACUAUAUUAGUAGAAAAAGAGAUAUUCGUGUUUCUGUGGCCAUAGGUAAUGAGUAACAGCUAAGCAGUAUAUUUCGAAAGCAAAUGUGAGGCUUUCAUUAAAAAACCAUUGUUCUUAAAGGAGAGGGGCCUUGGUUGUCUGCUUCCGAGCGAGCCUUAGUCACCCCAGAAGAAACAGUUGUGCCUGUGCCUUGGUGACUGGUCAGUCAGUGUUAACAUGUGGAGCAGCAGCACAGUGGCUGCUGUGACGCACAGGGGACAGCUCCUAUAUAGUGAGCUCUUUAUUUGUAGAGUUCGGACAUUGACUAGCCGAGGUUGGGACUGUGUAUCUUCAUUACAGAGGAGGAAACUGAACUUAGGUGUCUGAGAUUGCUGGGUUCUAAGGAGUGUUUCUUACCUGUAUAACCUCUACUUUUCUAGGUAGCAACAGAGGCUGUGGGAAGCCUAGAGGCCUAAAAGCCAAGUUGUCACAAGACACUAACUAAAGUUGAGGCUUGGGAUACUAUGAAAGAAUUCUUUUAUUGUCAUAUGGGGGCUUUCUUUUGUUUUUGUUU
Myodes glareolus (Bank vole) is the source of this 2653-nucleotide messenger RNA. RefSeq names its product UEV and lactate/malate dehyrogenase domains (gene Uevld). Gene Ontology annotation, molecular function: L-lactate dehydrogenase (NAD+) activity. The record is from RefSeq and is a predicted model, not a curated record. Gene Ontology annotation, biological process: pyruvate metabolic process; lactate metabolic process; protein transport. Lineage: Eukaryota; Metazoa; Chordata; Mammalia; Rodentia; Cricetidae.